ACUGUGCAUGGCCUGCAGGCUGCACUUUUCGUUGUUUGAAUUAUUUGUGAUAAAUGUGAUGUGAUGGGGAAAUGUCCACGCUGCGACUGCGAAGCAACUGGACAGAAUCGCUUGGUCACCGACAGCUGUGGCCACACCAAGUGUCGCCUUUGCCUGGUGGCAGAUGUGUCCGAUUGCCUGGAAUGCCGACUUGCCACCAAAGAACAACAAGUCUCGCAGAACAAAAUCUCAAAUGCCAAAACGACUGCAGACAAACGGAUAACCAUCACGGAUCAGGGCUAUCACUGCACCGUAUGCAAGAAGGAUUUCCGCAGCCGCACCCAACAGUACUACCAUCUUGCCUGCGGCAACGAUCUGCUCAAGAAGUUCUGCUGCAAGCAAUGCAACCGCCGCUUUGCAACCCACUCGCAUUUAAAGUACCAUCUGAACAAUCACGUCAGCCAAUCAAAGUAUUCCUGCAGCAUUUGUGGCAAAAAAUUUAAGCAGCCAAACGUCCUGCAGCGUCACAUGCGCAUCCACAAAAAUGAGCAGCAUGCCUGUGAUCACUGCCACAAGGUUUUCCGCUGUCCGAGCACACUCAAGGAUCAUUUGGUGGCGCACACAGAUCACGGAUUUCCGUACAAAUGCGAGACUUGCGCGAAGAUCUUCCAGAACAAGGCGAAUCUGAAGCAGCAUCGCCUGAAGCACGACCAGAACAGCUCGCGACACAAGUGUAAAGUUUGCCAGAAGUCAUUCCUGCGCCAGUCCACGCUCAGGUUGCAUAUGAAGCGUCACUCGAUGCGCGAGCGCCAGCCCUGUCCCCUGUGUGAGAGCUACAACGAUGCGGAUGCACUGGCCCGCCAUUUGCGACAACACAAGACUGUCGAGCGCUAUCGCUGCACCCAGUGCGAGGUCACAGUCAAUCGUCGGGAUAACAUGCACCGCCACCUUCGCUCCAUGCAUCCAGGCGUUGCAUUCGAGAGCUGCGUGGAAAUCAUAACUCCAUCGAGUGCAUUCGAGCCUUCUGCUGCUGAGGAGACCCCAGCCGAGAGUCUGCGGUACAACAGCGUCAUUAAGAGCGUGGGCAAUGUGGAGCCAGUUGUGCUGCCAGUGGACCUGCCCGAAGUGCGGCUGGAACAGCAGCAGCAGGACACAGUGAAACCCCUGCCAGAUGCAAUGCAGAAGCAAAAUGUUAAGCUCUAUCGUAAGAUCAUCUUGGAUUUGGACAACGAAGAGUACUCGAAUGAGUUGAGCAUAGAGGAGGAGGUAUCCACGGGACAAGAUGCCACCGCCGCAAUGCAGGAGCAACGUCAGCAGCAGCGUGGCCCGGGCCACAGCACCUCCAAUUUUAGCGAAAUGCACUGGCGCAAGAAUUUCAAAUACUCGUAUGAAAACGAGCACACAAAUUGAUCGAA
Drosophila obscura is the source of this 1394-nucleotide messenger RNA. RefSeq names its product zinc finger protein 26. Gene Ontology annotation, molecular function: DNA-binding transcription factor activity; RNA polymerase II cis-regulatory region sequence-specific DNA binding. Gene Ontology annotation, biological process: regulation of transcription by RNA polymerase II. The record is from RefSeq and is a predicted model, not a curated record. Lineage: Eukaryota; Metazoa; Arthropoda; Insecta; Diptera; Drosophilidae.